Molecule: messenger RNA, 1953 nt
Organism: Rosa chinensis
Lineage: Eukaryota; Viridiplantae; Streptophyta; Magnoliopsida; Rosales; Rosaceae
Product: putative UDP-rhamnose:rhamnosyltransferase 1
Exons: 1
Coding region: 228-1625 (465 amino acids)
Molecular function (GO): UDP-glycosyltransferase activity
Source: RefSeq, a predicted model, not a curated record
UUGCUACGUGGUAACUGGUAAAAUUUGUAAGAAUUCUGUGUUGACUAUAGUCAGUAGUCCAAUCAUCAGUGACUGAUUGCAGAGGUAGGGCUUCUGGUACCAAUAUGUGCCGACAAUUAAUUGCUCUAGGCUAAAACUUUGCCACUGCUUUAUCACCCUUAUCUCUAGUUCAAGCUUAUCUACCUGAACUGAACAACUCCCAAUUCAGUAGAUUCUGCAAGCUAGAAAUGGCAAAAGAGCUUCAUGUUGUGAUUCUUCCAUGGUCUGCCUUUGGCCAUAUCAUCCCUUUGAUUCAACUCUCCAUAGCCUUAGCAAAAGCCCAGAUUCAUGUCUCCUUCAUAUCAACCCCAAAAAACAUCCAAAGGCUCCCUAAAAUCCCACCUGAGUUGCAAUCUCUCAUAACAAUAGUGCCUUUUCCUUUGCCAACUUUGGAUGCUGCAGAUCGGCUGUUGCCUGAAGGCGCCGAGGCCACGGUGGACAUACCUUUCGAGAAAAUGGACGACUUGAAGUUUGCAUUUGAUCUUCUACGACAACCCUUUAAGCAGUUCAUUGCUGAUCAAGUGCCGGAUUGGAUCAUCACCGAUUUUGCCGCUCACUGGGCGGUUGACGUUGCCAGAGAGUAUGGUGUUCCUGUUGCCUACUUCUCUCCUUUCUCUGCUGCUACGCAUGUGUUCUGUGGUUCACUGGAAUAUCGCUCUCAUGUUCCACCAUCACCGGAAGUAUUCACCUCCCCACCGGAGUGGGUUCCUUUUCCGUCUUUGUUAGCACUCAAGGAGUUUGAGGCAGUUCAUUUUCUUGCUGGCUUUUUUAAUGUGAAUCGUUCAGGGAUAAGUGAUGCUGAAAGGGUUGCCAAGAUUGUAUUAGCGAGUCAAGUACUAGCCUUUCGUAGUUGCAAUGAAAUUGAAGGAGAGUACUUGGAUUUGUACGCGAAACUCACCGGAAAACCUGUGAUUCCCACCGGUUUGCUACCUCCAAAGGAAUCAAAAAGGGAGUCGGGGAACGAUGUGAUUUUUGAGUGGCUUGAUAAGCAGAAACCCAGGUCAGUUGUGUUUGUAGGGUUUGGGAGUGAGUGUAAGGUGAGCAAAGAACAAGUGUAUGAGAUAGCUCAUUCAGAGUUGCCAUUUCUCUGGGCACUCAGAAAACCCAGUUGGGCUAGUACUGAUGCUGAGGCUCUACCUCUAGGUUUUGUGGACAGAACAUCAAAGAAAGGCCUUGUUUGCAUGGGAUGGGUGCCACAAAUCGAAAUUCUGGGGCACCCAUCAGUCGGGGGUUCUCUGUUUCACUCUGGAUGGGGUUCUGUGAUUGAAACUCUGCAAUUUGGGCAUUGCUUUGUUGUGUUACCCUUAAUUGUUGAUCAGCCUCUGAAUGCAAGGCUUCUGGUGGAGAAAGGUCUGGCUGCCGAAGUGAAACGCAACAAUGAUGGGUCGUUUACUGCAGACGACAUAGCCAAAACACUGAGGCUAGCAAUGGUGGAAGAGGAAGGAGAGCACCUGAGAAUCAAUGCAAGGAAAGCUGCAGCUGUUUUUGGAGAUGAGAAGCUGCACCAAGACCACUAUCUUGGUGCAUUUGUUGAUUAUCUCAAGAAUAAUGGUAGAAAAGGUCUUCUAGACAAGAAUGAUCGAUGACCCUAUUUGAUCAUCCAGUAGCAAAUAAAGAAAUGCAUGUUACCCAGAUUACAUUCCCAGCAUUAUAUAUCGAAGUCCUUAGACGUGCUGGAAUUUGGGUUAUCAGCACCACUCUACGAUCUAUGCUAUGCUAAUUAUCGAGGUGAUCUGUGAAAGAAAAUGGUGAAUCCGGUGAUCCAAAGCCGGAAAAAAAAAAGCGCCGAAUUAUGAUUUUGGUUCCUAUAUUUUCGCAUAUGUUUUGCUUAAUCCCAUGUCCACUUCGAAUUACUGUAAACUUUGCAUGAUAUGACUGGUGAUAUAUAAUUUCGAAAACGACUACUCAACAAUA